This is a messenger RNA of Cherax quadricarinatus, 4487 nucleotides long. RefSeq names its product CAAX prenyl protease 1 homolog. The record is from RefSeq and is a predicted model, not a curated record. Gene Ontology annotation, cellular component: endoplasmic reticulum membrane. Gene Ontology annotation, biological process: CAAX-box protein processing. Gene Ontology annotation, molecular function: metalloendopeptidase activity. NCBI's taxonomy places the organism in Eukaryota, Metazoa, Arthropoda, Malacostraca, Decapoda, Parastacidae.
UACAACAUUUGUAAUGGGAGUCGCGUUGCCAGUGGAGAUAAACACAGAUUUUCGUGCUGUUCAUUCCAUUAAAAUAUGAUUUCUCUGGCCAUUCCUGAGCUGGGAACAUGGGAAGGAAAGAUAUUUAUGGGGAUUUUGGGCUUCACCUGGGCCACGUAUAUGUGGGAAGAAUAUCUGGCCUACAGGCAGCGUCGAGUAUACAGAGAGAAAGUGGAGCCACCAGAAGAGUUGAAGGGUAUAAUGGAGCGGGUUACAUAUGAUAAGGCUCGAGCAUAUGGCCUUGACAAGAGUAACUUCAGCCUAAUUGAGGGAGCCUUCAGUCAGGUUUUGAGCACAGGUGUUAUGGUAUGUGGUGGUUUUCCUGCAUUAUGGGCUGCAUCAGGAAGGUUAUCAGCAUGGUUGGGCUUCACCACUGGUACAGAGAUACCUCAGACUGUAACAUUUGUGUGUUUAGGAUCACUCCUAAACACCAUUGUCAGCCUUCCUUGGUCAGCAUAUUUUACAUUCAAGGUCGAGCAGAAACAUGGCUUCAACAAACAGACUCCAUGGUUCUUCAUAAAGGACAAGCUGAAAAAAUUUGUUGUGUCACAGAUCAUUUGUGCACCAGUUGUAUCAGGCUUGGUCUACAUCAUAAGGGCUGGUGGAGACUACUUUUUUCUGUACCUAUGGGGUUUUACAAUGGUGGUUGUGAUGUUCUUCAUGACAGUCUAUCCAGAUUACAUAGCACCACUUUUUGACAAGUAUGAACCCCUUCCAGAGGGUGACCUCAGAACCAAAAUAGAAGCAUUAGCAGCACAGAUAGAAUUUCCUCUAACUAAGCUUUAUGUUGUUGAAGGUUCAAAAAGAUCAGCUCACAGCAAUGCCUAUUUUUAUGGUUUCUUUAAGAAUAAGCGCAUUGUUUUGUAUGACACAUUGCUCGAGGAAUACACUCCACUUAAUGAAAAAGAGGAAGAAAAUGAAGAGACCAAGGUAUCAAAUAAGCAAGAAAAUGGAGGUAAGAAGACUGGAUGCAAUACAAGUGAAGUGUUGGCUGUUUUGGGCCAUGAGCUUGGUCACUGGAAGCUGAAUCAUGUUUUAAAAGGCAUCAUUAUCUCUCAGGUGAAUCUAUUUCUGGUCUUCUCCGUGUUUGGUUCUCUGUACAAGUAUUCUCCACUUUACCGAACUUUUGGAUUCUACCAAACUCAGCCUGCCUUUGUUGGGCUCAUUAUUGUCAUGCAGUUUGUUUUUGCUCCCUAUAAUGAGAUUUUGCAGUUCCUUUUGACGAUGUUUAGCCGCUACAAUGAGUUUCAAGCAGAUAGUUUUGCCAAGAAAUUAGGCCACUCAGUGAAUCUGAAAUCUGCUUUGAUAAAGCUUAAUGAAGACAAUUUAGGAUUUCCAGUGUAUGACCCACUGUACUCUGCUUGGCAUCACUCACAUCCACCAAUACUAGAGAGAAUAAGGGCCUUAGAAGAGAAGGAAAAGGAAGAUUAAUUAGAAGAAUGUCUUAGGUUGCCAGUUUAUUGGUAUUGUGACCUAAUACAAUAUUCCUUACAAAAAAGCAAGGAAAAUGUGGUAUGGGCACAUUAUUCAGGAGCCUGACUAAUGAAGUGUGUACGUGUGAUGUGUUCGUGACUCGUGCUGCAGCCAAGUUACUCUUGUGGAAUUUUCUACUAGUGUUGUGAUUUGUAUAUUUUGGAGUUAAAAUGUUAUCUUCAGUUCCACAAGUAAGUUUGUUGUAUAUUGUAUAAAAGUUAUCACAGUAUACUGUAUAGGUCGAAUAUUAAGUAAAUUUUAGAAUGCUCCUUCAAAUCAAUUUAGCAGAAAAACGUGACACUGAGGAGUGAAUUCAGGUAAUUUCAUUAUGUGUACAACAUUCUAAAUCCCUGGGAGUGUAUAUUUAACUGACAGCUAGGGAACAUUUAUUAUUUUGCUACUAUCCUAGCUUAAGGUUGAUUUGAUAAAUAUUUGUUCAGUCAUUGCAUACUUUAUUUUUUUAGAAUAAAAGAAGUGGGAAAAAAAAUCCUUCCUUCGUAAGCCAUGGAUGUCAUAAGAGGCAACUAAAAUGACAGGAGCAAGAGGCUAGUAACCCCUACUCCUGUGUAUAUUGCUAAAUGUAAAAAGAAAAAAAUUUUCUUAUUUUUUUGGGCCACCCUGCCUUGGUGGGAGACAGCCAGUGUGUUAAAAAAAACUUUGAAUAUUAUAGUUUUGUAUGGGUGCUUUAUACAUCUUUUACAGAUGCAACACAAUAUACAAGUCUUUUGGUUGUUUUAAAUUUUGUAAGAUUAUUUUUGUUUUGAAACCUGCGUUAUGCUUCAUCCAGGACUCGACUUUAAUCGAAUACUGUAUUUUCCGGGCUGUAAGACUUGCAAGCAUACAAGGUACACCUCAGUUUUGGCAGGCAUUUUCUGGGGGAAAAAUUGCAGUGCUUGCUUGGCCUAGUAAGUUGGUAAGCAAUCAUGACUAACACUAGGUCCCAUCAGUACUGGAGUAAACAAAUAUGGUGGCACAAACUGUGAUGCUGUCAAGAUCAGAUUUUUAGUUAAAACAUUUUGGUACAAGCCAUGCAUGUUGUAAGAGAGAGACUUUCAUUUUUUUUUAGGUCACCCUGCCUCUGUGGGAUAUGGUUAGUGCGAUCAAAAAACAUUAGGACAAACAUACUAUAACUUAAGGAGUUUUUAUUAAAUUCACAAAACUUGAGGAAAUAGGGAAAAAAUAUUUUUGUCUUAAAAUGAAGCUAUUUUUAUUGUUUAAAGGUGAGGAUAUUGAAGUAUCACAACAGUAAAUCAAUAAUCAUAUUUGUCCUAAAACAUAUAGAUAUUGUGUUGUAUGCUACUUCAUGCCCCUCUCAUUGAAACAAAUAUUCCACUGUAAGUAACCCCUUCUCCUGUAUAUAUUACUAAAGUUAAAAAGAAAAACUUUCAUUUUUCUUUUUGGGCCACCCUGCUUCGGUGGGAUACGACCGGUUUGUUGAUAGGAAAAGAAGAAAAGUUAAAUGGUUUUAUGGACUGAAUUGGUCUUACUCCAACAAGCUCCUGCUUGUGUAGCCUGUUUGUUGUCCGCUUCACCACCACCAACCACCAAAGCAAACAUGACUACUUUUUUUUUUUUUUUUUUAACACGUCGGCCGUUUAUAAUAGUUACUAAUCACUCUAGAGUAAUCUGGGAAAGUUUUGUAAAAGGGUUGUUUGAAGUUCAGUUUACCAGUACUGCAACACUGAAACCACCAUUUGCCAGUAAUGCAAAGCCUACCCUUGUUUCUGACCUUGAGCAUGUAAGGCAAGGGGUAAUUUUCUAAGACAUUUUUUUUUUUUUUGGGGGGGGGGGGGGGCUUUAUGUGCCAGCAAAUGCUGUCCUAUACUUGAUAAAAUCGAUAAAAUCCAGUCCUGGAUGAAAUGUUGUGAUAAAAAGUACACUGCAACUGUAGUGUCUUUCUCACUACAUGUCACCUUAUGAUAUUGUUCAGUUAUUUUUCUAUGUAGAAUAAAAAAUAUGCUUGAAAAGGGUUCUUAAAAAUGAUUGGUAUGUUAAAAUUCUUAGUGCUGAAAUUUAAAAACUUGUAAAACGGUGAAAUUUAUUUUACAAAUUACCUUUCAUUUUCAAGUUAAAUUAAUUUUAGGUGAAGAUACUGUGCUUUUUUUUUUUUUGUAGAUUAUAACAAUUGGCUGUUUUAACAUAUGCAGUGCAAUUAGAAUUUGAGUAAAACCAGUUAAGCUGGACAUAUUUCAACUAAUUUAGAAAUGUCCAAGAACAGUGUCAUGCUCCCUCACUGAAGAUUUGAAAUUCCCACCUUGUGUAGUAACUCCCCUCAUCACCCAAAUUAUCCUCAUAACGUGCAUAAAGCAAGAUUCACAAAUGAAGAUAGUUGUUCUGUAACAUUCUCCUUCAUCAAGCAUUUUAUCAGAGCUUUUUCCUGGAUACUGUUAUAUGCAUAUACGUAGCAUAUUAUAAUCAGAUUUCCCCAUUUUUGUUUGGUUACUAUUAAAAUUUGGUAAUUUAUGUUAACCUGACAUAAUGUACAUAUUUUUAUUAUUAUUAUUAUUAUUAUUUUUAACACGCCGGCUCUCUCCCUUCGAGGCAGGGUGAUCUAAAGAGAAAGAAACACUUUCACCAUUAUUCACAUAUAAUCACUGUCUUUGCAAUGAUUGCGUGAAUGAUGGUGAAAAUGUUUCUUUUUUGGGUCAUCCUGCCUCGGUGGGAAACGGCUGGCAUGUUAAAGAAAAAAAAAAACAGUGUUCUCAAAAAUGCACCAGAAAAAAUACAUAGACUAGUCAGUUAUGACAGUUUUAGACCAACAGCAUUUACUAAAUGAUGAUACUUCAUUUUGUAUCUUUCAUUUGUUUAAAAGUGCACUUUUUUCCUUGGAAGAUAGGUAGUACUGAACUAUAUGAUCAUAUUGUAGUUUAGACAUAAUCUUUUCUACAACCAUAGUGUUAUGAAUAUGCAAAGUUCAGUAUUGUACACAUCUAUGUCAUUAAAAGGCAAUUUCCAGUAAAAUGUGAUAGUGCUGA